Molecule: messenger RNA, 982 nt
Organism: Erpetoichthys calabaricus (reedfish)
Lineage: Eukaryota; Metazoa; Chordata; Cladistia; Polypteriformes; Polypteridae
Product: serine/threonine-protein kinase NIM1-like
Exons: 3
Coding region: 1-813 (270 amino acids)
Biological process (GO): protein phosphorylation; intracellular signal transduction; microtubule cytoskeleton organization
Cellular component (GO): cytoplasm
Molecular function (GO): protein serine/threonine kinase activity; tau-protein kinase activity; ATP binding
Source: RefSeq, a predicted model, not a curated record
AUGUCGGGAGAUGACCAGCCAUCCUGGGUGAACCUGGGAAAUGACAAUAAAACUGGCAGAGACAGAGAUCAUGACAGCAACAUCGUCCACAGGGACCUGAAGGCAGAGAACAUUUUUUACAUGACGUCCCACUGCGUGAAGGUUGGUGAUUUCGGCUUCAGCGCGGUCUCGGGAUCCAAUGACCUCCUGCACACUUUCUGCGGCUCCCCACCUUACGCCGCCCCAGAACUGUUUCGUGACAAGGGCUACCUGGGGAGGUACGUGGAUAUCUGGGCCUUGGGAGUCUUGCUCUACUUCAUGGUCACGGCAGCCAUGCCCUUCCACGAGGAGAACUUAGGCAGGCUGAAAUGUCGCAUACUGCAGGGUUCCUACAGCAUCCCCUCGUAUGUCUCCGAGAAGUGUCAAAGGGUGAUUAAAGGUAUGCUGAGGCCCGUCCCUGCUGACCGCUUCUCCGUGGCUCAGAUCUGCGGCAGUGCAUGGUUAAAAGGAGUUGAAUUUCCCAAACCGUACAAACGCUUUGAGCUUAACCCCGCACGUCGGCUGGACUGCCGGCCCCUGACAGCAGAGGAGCAGAUUGUGAAAAGUGUGUUAGUGGACAUGGGAAUAACAGAAGCCCACAUGGAGAAUAGUGGCUCCCGUGGUGCUGUCACAGGGAUCUCCCGUAUCCUGAUUCACCGUUUGCAGAAACGGAGAUCUGCCGAGGUGCUCAGUUCUUCUGCGAACUCUUUGAAAAAGUUCUCUACAAGAGCAUCCUGGGCCAGAAAUGUGUCUGCAGACGGGCAAACUACUUCAGCCAUUUGUGUCAUCCUGUGACUAGGAACCACCGGAUCAGUGAGUUCUGUACUUCCCGGAACCACACAAAGGCUUUGAAACCCUGGAAAUGAGUUUCUAAACAAGGAAGAAGAUGAAGUUCUUUGAUGCCAUUUUCACGUUGGAAUGCGUAGGACAUUGGCAGUAGCCUACCGCUCUCUUAAAAUGCCAA